Messenger RNA from Galendromus occidentalis (western predatory mite), 3258 nucleotides. Its product is annotated as patched domain-containing protein 3. Gene Ontology annotation, cellular component: membrane. Lineage: Eukaryota; Metazoa; Arthropoda; Arachnida; Mesostigmata; Phytoseiidae. The transcript is spliced from 5 exons. The record is from RefSeq and is a predicted model, not a curated record. Bases 112 to 3258 code for a protein of 1048 amino acids.
GCUGAAGAACAUUUUCUGUCGUCCGCUUCGGUUGGUGCUGCGCUGGAUAUGAAGUGAAGAUCGGUUUUGCUUGUGAGACAUACCAGGAGAAACCCCACAAACGUCCCCAAAAUGAGGAAGGUCUCGUUAAAAAUGGUCCGUCAACUGAGCCACCGAGCUCAAGUUGAGGCCGAGCGAGCAAGCCGUGCCAAAAAGCGAGUGGAUAAAAUGAAGGCGGACUGCGUGGAUAAAUGGGUGUCCAAAGUGUUCAGAGCUCUGGGAGAGUCCAUAGCCAGGACCCCAGGUUACUACAUCGUGGUGCCGCUCAUGAUAGCCAUCACGCUCUCUACGGGCAUGCAGACGAUCCGCUACCAGGACGACCCGGAGUAUCUUUUCAGUCCAGUGAACGGCCAAUCACACUUCGAUCGUGAGCGACUUUUUCAACUGUUCCCACAAAACACCUCGGAAAGCUUCGAUAUCAGUCGUCUCGUGACCACCGAGAAGUUCGGUCGAGUGAUCUUCCACACGAAGGUAGGCGAGAACCUGCUUCGGAAGGAGGUGUUCGAAGACAUUCUCAAAGUGGACACGCUCAUCAAGAACUUGAAGUCCAUAUGGGAUGAUGACGAGAAGGACUGGAACGAGAUCUGCGCAAAGAGCGAGCCUGGCGUUUGCUUCAACAACGACAUCUUCCACUACACGUUGGAGAAACUCAGAGAGCUGCCCGAAGAUUAUCAGACGGUCAAUCAAACCGAAGGUCUUGGCAUAAGAUAUCCGUUGCAUUUCAUCAAUGCGACGCGGGAGUUGUAUUUCCCCGGGGGACUUCUGGGCGCCAUCAAGACAAACGAUGACGAUGAGGUCAUCUAUGCGGAGGCGAUAAACAUGUUCUACUAUCUCGAAGCGAGCUCGCGUAAGAAGAAACUCCGAGCGGAGCAGUGGGAGAACGAUUUCCUCCGAGCGAUCCCGAAACUCUGUGAAGAAUUGGAAUUUACGAGUUGUGCGUACUUCACGUCGUUAUCGUUGACGCAAGAGCUGGAACACAACACGACGAACGUAGUGCCAUACUUCAGCAUCACAGUUUUCAUCAUGCUCGCUUUCACCGUUUUCACGUGUCUGAUGAGUGAUAACGUGAGAUCGAAGCCGUGGCUUGGCGUCUUGGGUUGUUUUUCGUCCGGAAUCUCUGUGCUAGCUUCAUUUGGAUUUACAAUGUACAUGGGAGUCGAAUUCAUCGCAAUCAACAUGGCAGCUCCUUUCCUCAUGCUCGGUAUCGGUAUGGAUGACACGUUCGUGCUGCUGGCGGCUUGGAGACGAACGGAUCCCCGCAAAUCGGUCGUAGAGCGCAUGGGUGAAACCUACAGCGAUGCCGCCGUUUCCAUCACCAUCACCUCGCUUACGAACUCGAUCAGUUUCACGAUUGGAGCCGUGUCGAUAUUUCCUUCCGUGAAGAUCUUCUGCAUCUACACGGCGAUAUGCGUCGUGUUCACCUACCUGUAUCAGGUUUCGUUCUUCGGCGCUUGUAUAGCAAUAGCAGGUUAUGCCGAACGUCGCAAUCUUCACGGUCUCUUCUGUUUCCCAACUCUGCCCCGCUCACUGUCCAAGGGUAAGCCGUGGUGGUUCAAGCUCCUGUGUACCGGAGGCUUCAACCCGAACGACCCCAAAAACCCGAAGGACAAUGAAGAGCACUGUAUGAUGGUGUUCUUCCGCGACACAUGGGGAGGCAUGCUGAGCAAGGGCUGGGUCAAAGUGACCGUAAUUCUCUGCUUCUUGGUCUACCUGGCAAUCGGAGUCGCGGGUUGCUUCCAGCUCAAAGAAGGACUCGAACGAUACAAAUUGGCUACGGAUUACAGUUACGCCAAGACGUUCUUCAAUGUCGACGAUCACUACUUCAGAAAGUAUCCCUAUCGAGUUCAGCUGUUCACCAAUGUCAGCAUCGACUAUUGGAAUCCGGAGACGCACGAGUACCUAAUGGACGUGCUCGACGACUUUGAGAGCAGCGCCUACGUCGGCAACACAGAGCUAACCGAGUGCUGGUUCAGAGAGUUCCGGCACCAGGCCGAAACGAACGAGCAAGCAAAAGUGUUCCUCGGCUCGUUCGACUUGACCAUAAAAGAAGACUACAUGAAAGCGCUGAAACACAUGCUAAGAGUGAAACCGUUCUCGAUGUUCAGCCGGGACAUUAAAUUCAACGAGGACGGCUCGGAGAUCUUGGCUUCCCGAUGCAUAAUCCAAGCGACGGAUAUCAUCGACGCGAACGACGAGAAGGAGAUGGUGCUCGACUUGCGGCGCAUCGCCGAGAAAUACCCCGAUUUGGACCUGAGCGUUUACCACACUCUGUUCAUUUUCUUCGAUCAAUUCAUCUUGGUACGCAGCACCAGUUUGCAGAACAUUGUGAUCGCUGCUCUGGUGAUGGUCGGAGUGGCCAUAGUGUUCUUGCCGAACCUGUCGUGCGCUUUCUGGGUUUGCUUCUCGAUGGCUUCGAUCGAAAUCGGCGUGCUCGGCUACAUGACCUGGUGGGAGGUGAACCUCGAUUCGAUAUCGAUGGUGAAUCUUAUCAUGUGCAUGGGAUUCUCGGUCGAUUACUCCGCACAUAUUUCCUACGCGUUUCUCACAGCGCCCGAACGGGACCCGAAUGCGAAAAUGCGCGAGGCACUUCACAGCGUGGGAUUGCCAAUCUUUCAGGGUUCCGUCUCCACCAUCCUCGGUAUCAUAGUUCUGGCAUUCGCGCCUAGCUACAUAUUCCGCACUUUCUUCAAGACUGUGUUCUUGGUUAUUGUGUUCGGUGCACUUCACGGCGUCGUCUUGCUCCCCGUCCUCUUGUCGUUGAGUGAGAGCUUGUGCAAGAAGAGCAGCCAGAAGGCAACUUUCGGUCUCGACGAAGAGAACCGGCCCGAUCACGGCCAUGUUGCGUUCAUUUACGGCAGCAGUCCACCGCAGGGCCACCAAUUGUACAAGCCCACUUUCGACAGUAUAGUGAACUUCGAGCCCAAGGGCUCAGAUUUCUACUCGCCGUACGAAACGACGCCAGACGCGACCUAUCUCAACAAGGGCUUGGUUUUGUCCGAGACCGAGGGCGAUCUGCGUCUGGGCAGUCUCGUCACGCCGGGUAAUAUCGUGCCUGAGGCAGGUGAGAAAGUCAACCCUGCUUAUCUCGAGGAAGAAGAAGAGGAGGAAGAUAAGGAGGAAGCUGCUUCUCAGAAGUCAUCCGACAGCGGACUGGCCGACACCGUGGAGUACAGCGGACAGAAGAAAGAGCCUCAGUCGGCAAACAUGUACCAUAUGUAG